AUGGCCGAAUUCGAGUCAACCACUGCAAACUUCCUCGAUGCCAAGAUAGAAGCGCUGGAGAACGACAAAGUUCACCUUUGCUGCACGAUAGAAGAGCUUGACGAAGCCAAAAUCGCAGGGUCCCUCACCGAUCCUGACUUUCAGGAGCAAAUCGGGCCCCUCCUCGCUGAGUUCCGAUCGACGAUGACGACAAUUCAUGUCCUCAAACGCCAGCGAAAGAUGCUUCAGGAGGAUUUGCAGGAGGAAGUCGAGUUGAAGCGUCAAAGGCGUCAUGAGCCAUCUGACGACGGUCUUCUUGAAAGAGCCUAUCGAGACACCGUCAUCCCACAACUCAUGCGUGCUGGCCAACCCUUCAACCAGCGCCAGUUCAAGAUCAAAGUCCACCAGUUUUACGGACUGACAGAAGCGUGCGAGAAGGGAACCUCCUUCUGCCACAUCCUUGGGCUCUUUGUGCCGGCGUCGACGAUAACGACGGCUCACAUCGUGCCCAGAACCCUCCCUCAGGAGGAGAUCUCCCAUCUGUUUGGCGGCGAGUAUAGCUUUCUUACUGAUCCUCGAAACGCUCUGUCGCUCAGCAGUCCUAUCCAACUUCUUCUCGACCAGGGAGUCAUUGCGGUGGUCCCAGUCCCUGGCGAAAUAACCAUCCCAACGACAUGGAGAUGCGUGGUUUUGGACGAAUCGAAAUAUGAAAACAUCGUUUACCAGAAGGAAACCGGAGACUUGAUCAGAGUGAAGGACCUUGAUAAUCGCGUCUUGAGCUUCCUCUCCGAUGCCCGCCCCCGUCGACGAUUCCUAUACUUCCGCUUUCUACUCUCAUAUCUCGAUGCGAAGAGAUCGAACCUCCGAGACGUCACCACAAAGGCUGAGACUGGGAGAUUCUGGCCGUCUGGAGGUGUUGAUUUCAGGAAGCCGACGCUGACAGCCCUCGCACGUUGUGUUUCCGGUUGUGAGAUCCCAGACAGUCUCAUCGAGACGCAGACUUUCGAUCCGCCAGGCGAUGCCAGGGAUGUUGAGGCGGGCAUGAUUCUGGCAGCCGAUGUUCGAGACAGGUCAGUGUCAUGGAGUUCUGUCAUUCGGAUGGAUGACCAUAAAGCGAUAUGA
Messenger RNA from Penicilliopsis zonata CBS 506.65, 1101 nucleotides. RefSeq lists its product as hypothetical. The record is from RefSeq and is a predicted model, not a curated record. NCBI's taxonomy places the organism in Eukaryota, Fungi, Ascomycota, Eurotiomycetes, Eurotiales, Aspergillaceae. Bases 1 to 1101 code for a protein of 366 amino acids. The transcript is spliced from 3 exons.